Glycine soja is the source of this 788-nucleotide messenger RNA. Its product is annotated as lachrymatory-factor synthase-like. Lineage: Eukaryota; Viridiplantae; Streptophyta; Magnoliopsida; Fabales; Fabaceae. Bases 83 to 646 code for a protein of 187 amino acids. The record is from RefSeq and is a predicted model, not a curated record. The transcript has a single exon.
AAUGUGUGGUUGCAAGGGUGUGCGCACUUCCCCCAUUAAGUCCCGUGAAUGUGACGCAUAGAAUAUUUGCUUGCUUUAUUAUAUGUAUGUACCUCAAGUAAAGCUCUGUGCAAUUCCAAUAAUUAUUAUACAGUUCCUCACUAUGGCAGAGGAAUCUAAGCCUAAAUGGGAAGGUAAAUCCGUGACUGAGCUACCAGGCACGGAUGCAGAACAAGUAUGGACUGCGUUAGAGGAUUUCUGCAACCUACACAAGUGGUGGCCCAUAGAAACAUGUUACCAACUAGAGGGUGUACCAGGUCAACCUGGUCUAAUCCGCUACUGUGCUUCCACCGUUGAAGAAGCUGUUGUUGGUGCUCAGAAGACAACAACAACCAUCAAGUGGACCAAAGAGAAGCUACUCGCGAUCGAUCCCGUCCAACGUUGUUUGUCCUAUGAAAUUGUGGAAAACAACAUGGGAUUUAAGUCCUAUGUGGCAACACUCAAAGUGCUGCCAAUGAAUGGAGAUGGGUGCAAGAUAGAUUGGGGGUUUGUCUGUGAUCCUGUUGAAGGGUGGAGUUUCCAAGACUUGAAGUUAUACCUUGAGUCUUCUCUUCAGUCCAUGGCCAAGAAGAUUCAGCUUGCAUGUAGUAGCACUAGCACACACUAGGUAGAGUGAAAAUUGAGAUUUGGGAUUUCAUAUGAGAAUAAAUCUUGCUUUUAUCUUAUUUCUAUUUCCUGAUUGUGUUAUAGAUGUUUUAGUUUUUCAUCCCAUUGAGUCCAAUCAGUGCUGAUCCAUUAGUUCUUCUUCA